AUGAGUUUACAAUAUCAGCUCGUUUUAAAAUGGCGGAGAUCGCCGUGGUAGAUUUUGCUUGUUUACAAUCUCGAAGAAUAGAUGAAUGUGAAAGCUUAGAAGUUAAUAAUUUAGUUGAUCAAGUUUAUCAGGCUUUUACAACAGUGGGUUUUUUGUACAUAAAGAACCAUGGCAUUCCUAACGACAAGGUAUUACAUUUAUUCAAUGUGGCUAAGAGGUUCUUUCUUUUACCUUCGAAAGAAAAGGAAAAGUUUUCGGCGGUGUUAACUAAAGAUAACAAUUAUCAUGGAUGGCUAGCGCCAGGAAGACAAAUUGUUGAUCCAAAUGAACUAUAUGAAUUAAAGGAAGCUUACCAUAUAGUGGAACCUUAUAAUGAGAACGUUUCUUGGCCUAUGGAUGGUUCUGGUGGAGAAUUUCAAGAAAUUGUAAAAGAUUUUUACGAAAGAUGUGAAAACUUAUCUCACGCCAUACUACAGCUGAUUUCUUAUGGUUUAAACAUUCAGGACAAGAAUUUUUUUACAAAAGCUCACGGAAAGUUAAGCGCAAGAACUAAUAAUACUUCAAUGCGUCUACUAUAUUACCCAUUCAACGAUGACUUGAAAUCUGGAGAUGUACGGCUGGGAUCACACACAGAUUACGGAACAAUAACAUUGUUAUUUCAGGAUCAAGUGGGUGGAUUAGAGGUUUACAGCCAAAACAAUGGAUUUGUUUCUGCAAAACCCAUUGAAGGAGCAGUAUUGGUAAAUAUUGGUGAUCUUCUUCAACGAUGGACCAAUGAUAAACUCAUGUCUACAAAACACCGCGUUGUUGUUCCUGAUGAAGAAAUCAAGCGAUUGUGUUCGAGACAGUCUAUUGCGUUUUUUGUUUUCCCAGACAAUUCAACUGUUAUCAAAUGCUUUGAUGGGUCAUCAAACUAUGCUGAAGUCACAGCCAAGGACUAUCUUAACAAAAAACUUAGCGAGACGCUUGUUUAUUAAAUAGCAACUAUUAGACCAUGGGCAAAGAUCUAUUUUUUAGUAAUACACGUAUAUAUACAUUUAAACAAUAAUUAAAAUACGAAAAAAUUAAUUGUUGAGCAUACUUAUGAUGUACUCGCUAUUUUAUUUGUUGUUACUUCUGAGUUCUGAACGAUGAAGUUCGUCUUGUUCAUGGUCAAAUGUGAGCAAUUUUAAAAUAUACAUUUUGUGUAUUUUUCAGAUGAAUGAGACUUGUGGCGAGUCCACUGCAUAUAACGGGUUAUUCACGUUUUGUAAUCAGUCCACUGGAUAUCAUUCAAGGAAAUGAAAUGUAAUUACAUGUAUUUGUUGUCAUUUA
Xenia sp. Carnegie-2017 is the source of this 1314-nucleotide messenger RNA. RefSeq names its product proline hydroxylase buaE-like. The record is from RefSeq and is a predicted model, not a curated record. The coding region runs from base 30 to 977 and encodes 315 amino acids. Gene Ontology annotation, molecular function: dioxygenase activity. The transcript has 6 exons. Lineage: Eukaryota; Metazoa; Cnidaria; Anthozoa; Malacalcyonacea; Xeniidae.